This is a messenger RNA of Microbotryum saponariae, 1199 nucleotides long. The record is from the annotation of a GenBank genome assembly. Lineage: Eukaryota; Fungi; Basidiomycota; Microbotryomycetes; Microbotryales; Microbotryaceae.
AUGGCCGACGAGCGCGACGUGUACCGCGCCGCCGCCGAUGAUCGAGACGCUCCUCUCCGCGACGAAGACCCCGGCCGCGCGAAACCGCCCAAGUCCCCGCCGCCCCAACCCUACCACACCGCCACCGCUCUAUCGUCCCUCGAAAGCCGCCUCGAGGAAUCCGAAGCCCGUCGUAUCGACUCCGAGGAACGUGUUCAGCAAUUGGAGAAGUUGGUGGAGGGUUUAUUGAAAAGCUCACCUGAACCAGCUGCGGCGCGGGCCGGAGUCUCUGAACCAGCUGUGGCGCGGGCUGGGGAGUUUACGUUUACGCUGGUGAGAUCGGUCCCCUUGGACGUUCCCCCACACACCAUUCUGGAACGUUCAGGCAAUACCGCUGACCCCCUUGUUCGUUCCCCUGGGGGGGAAUCUCACAGCGCACGAAGGGACGGCCCUUCCUCGGCAGUAAUCAGCUCUCGUUGGAGAGGGACGUUACCUGAUCAGGAAGGGCUAUGGACAGGGGAUAACCCGGAUCGGUUGGUCACUUUCACUACAUUUGGGAAGUCGUACUUGUCUCUACUUUGCGACAUUUCCACCAGCGACCGCGUCAUCCAGCUUGUGGCGACCUUGUUCGUUCGUUCCACUUCUCCCAAGCGCCGUCAGUCUCCGCACGACUGGGCCGUUGAUACUAUGACGGACGCGCUCCGGGACGAACGACCUCACUGCUGGACGACACUGAUGACAGAAGUUGGACGUCGUUGGCCGGAUCCUGGCUUUGCCGACCGAGUGUCCCACGACUUCUACGGGUGCCGACAGUCUUCGUCUCGAGCCUACGACCAUGUGGGCGAAUGGCGUGCCCGCUACCGAGUGUUUAUGCACAACGACCCCAGCUUCAGCCUCUCGCCCCUUCAACUCGCCACAACCUUUUAUCAAUCGUUGAGUGAUGUGGCUAAGCGGGAAGUGCGGGCUGGUAUGCUGCGGGAAUAUCGGGAUAACUCACUCGUGACUAUAGGGAGGUUCGGACGAACUGUGAAGAGUCCACUCUCAGCUCGACAGGGGCGCCUCGGUCGUUGCGCGCACUUGCUAGCCUGCCCCCGGCGGUGGGGACUUAGACGCGCGCGACUGCCUCAGCGCGCCAGCGCCGGCGGAUUCAUGCGCGUGCCCGCUAGCCCGCCCCCUUGCGGUGGGGACUUAGGCGCGCCGGCGAUUUCACCCGCGGCUGA